GAAUUCAACUCAUCGACCGAUCAACUAUCGAUUGACGAUGGUUUAGAUGAUGACAAUGAAGACGUUUCCGACUCAGACAUUGAAGAUGAUGAUCCACAUCCCAUGCAUGCAACCGCACUGGCUGCAUUCAAUGGAUCCAGUGCUCGAGAACUUUCUUUUCAACGUGGAGCUGAGCUUUUCCUCUAUCGACGUCUCAAUGAACAUUGGUGGGAGGGUCAACUUGCUUCAGCCGGCGGGCCUGAUGCGCCACGCUAUUUAGUCCCUCACUUGUACAUCAAACCCCUGACAGUUACUCAAUCUAAUGAUGGAAGUAGCGGUGGUGGUGCUGGUGCUGUACUUACCAAUCAAACUCUAGAAACCAAUGGCAACGAUAUCAACGCUACUACUGCCAGUGCCGCUAAUGGAACAACGAGUACUACGGAUGAAAGCACUAGUGGGGUGGAUGAUGAUGGACCUGCUACCGCUACGACGACGUCAUAUUCGGAAAAAAAUAAUAUGGAGGUGGUGACAUUGGGCUCACCUCCGAAAAAACCUCCCCGAAGAUGCUCGAUCAGCAGUGUGACGAGCGGUGGGACUGAAAGUCCCACUCAUAUUGCCCCUGGUAUAAAUGAAUCAUCCGCUGAAUCAUCGGCUAGAAUUAAAGAUGAAAUCUUUUCCACUGUUACGACACCAGAGUCUUCAAAGGGUGUAUUGCAUUUCGCUGUCUCAACAAAUUCCCAUCGAUCUCGCAGUUCCUCACCAACAUAUGACAAGACUGAAGCUGGUUUGUCAACAUUCGCAAAAGUGGAAGACGUUCAAUCCAGCGUCGACGUAAAGGAUUCUCCCAGUCUUCUCAGUGAAGGCGGCACUGCUGACUCGCCAAUUAUGACUCGAUCAAUGAGUAGUUCUCCUCCACCCCGUACUGACUCCUCUAGUUCACCUCUGAGACGUUCAGGAAAUCGUGGAAGUUGGGCUGGAGUAGUCAGUUCAGCAACAGCAAAUGCAGCUCUAACUGCUCCUGGAGUAUCUGUGUGUUCAGCAAUUACUGAACUUGAAACUCUACCUGAAGGCAAACCUGCUGAUCUAAAACCGGGCAAGAAGAUUUCUGUGGAUUCUAUUGAAUCAUCAAAUGGACAAAACAAUGCAUCCUUGCAUGAUGUAGACUCUGCACUGGCUGAGGUGAUGCGAGGUCUAGCCUGCUUAGAGAAAGGUCGAUCUCAAGGCCCAGAAGCAAACAAUGCAGCGGAACAGCGUUCACGCGAACUCGAGCAGAAAAUGCGUCUUCCCUCGGCACCCAAACCCAUUUCUGAAACUCUACUUCUAAAAGAUCGUCCCAAACCCCCGAAUUUCAACAAAACCACAGCUACCACAGAAGAAUUCCAACUACAGCUACAAGAAGAUUCCCCAACAAGCACUACAGACACCUUCGCAGAACAGGCCGGUGGAACAGUGCGCAAACGAGUUAGCGCGUCAUUUGUAGGCGGCAUGGAAGCAAAGUCUAAAUCCCUGUUACCAACUUCGGCAUCGCUGAGUGCAGAUCUAGGACAAUCCGAGCAGGAGAUUAAAGCCCCCGCUGCUUCGACCACUUCUUCAACACGAUGGUCUACUCGCAAACUCGCUGUGGAAAAGGAGGGAGGAGAAUCGGGAGUCAACAGCGGUAGUAUGAUGAGUAAAUCGUUCGUAGUGGAAGGACGAAAUAGUGGCGGUGAGAAGGAGAAUGUUACUUCAAAUAGUGAACUUGUCACCAAUAGCACUAGUACACAGGAGUCCCCUGUUCCGAUCAAACGUGGGUCAAUAGCAGCACGUGUGGCCGCUUUUGAGGCGUCGAAUGCGUCCACUGCUCCCCCAAUUCGUCCCAGUUGGGUCAAGAAGAUUUAA
This is a messenger RNA of Rodentolepis nana, 1857 nucleotides long. NCBI's taxonomy places the organism in Eukaryota, Metazoa, Platyhelminthes, Cestoda, Cyclophyllidea, Hymenolepididae. The record is from the annotation of a GenBank genome assembly.